GUAAAGCACUUGGCAACGGUCAGCAGCAGCAACAAGUGGAACGCACAGCAGCAGCACAAGCAGCAGCAGCAGCAACAUCGGCAUUUAUUGCAUAAACAACACUUACACACAGAUAAAAGAAGUGUUUGUUUGUUUAACAACAAAAAAGUAUAUAAGAAAAGACAACAAAUGCAUUAAGAACCAUGGCGGCAAUUACGGCAACAACAGGUGUCAACGCCAGCAGCAGCACCAACAGCGGCAGCAGCAGCAACAUCUUGCGAUUGGAUUUGGAUCAACGUCAAAGGCCGAUGCGCGGUAUUUCGAUAAUCAUUGAAUCAGCUACAUCAGAAGCUGCACCAGCAGCUGCAACAACAACAAUAAGCAGCAACAACAACAACAGCAGCAGCAAUGCUGAAAUGUCGCUCAAGUCACAGGCUGGCAUGUUGCUGGCAUUUGGCGACAGCGGCAACACAAACACCACAGCAACACAAGCAGCAGCACCAGCAGCAGCAGCAACCAAAGAUAAUUUGGAAACUAGUUACGACACGGCAGCAACAUACACAGACACAGAGACAGUCAAUAGCACCAGCACAAAAAUCUAUCCACAGUUGUUGUUGCGCAUUGGAGAGUCCGAGGAUAACGGAGAAAUUGCCAGCACAGGGGCAGCAACAUCAGCUGCCAUACCAGCAGCAGCAGCAGCAGCAGCAACAACAAGCACCAUUAUCAGCUGCAAUGUGUUGCCAGCUGCAGCUGGAGCAGCAACAGCAGCAGCAACAACUUUAGGUGAAAUUGCAGAGAGCGACAUUGUAGUCGUUGCUAGUCAGCCAGCAGCAACAGCAGCAACAGCAUCAGCAGCAUCAGCAGCAACAUCAAAUAGUGCAGUGACCGAGCACACUGUUAAAAUACAGAUCGAAAGCCAGAGUCAGGCCCGAAAUCUAGGCAAGCAAAUCAGCGUGGUGAAGCUCAACGAGGGCGAGGAGAUGGUGUUCCAUCAGCAGCAGCAGCAGCAGCAACAUCCCCAACAACAUCUGCAGUUCCUUGUGUCCAGCGGUCAGUAUUCGCCCUGCGAGACCUUGGACAGCGGCACUGGCAGCGAUCUGGAGAGCGUCAAGUCACCAGAGAUUGGAGGCAGUGCCGGCAACAAUGCCGGCCAGGUGCCCAAACUGGAGCUACAUUUGACCACCAACCGGCUGAAGGUCAGCGAGGUUUCAUCGCCAUUGCGUGCUUACAGUCUCACCGAUUCCAGUGAGGAGUGUGACGAGAGCAGCAGCUCCUCCCUCAGCUGUGACUCGCUGCAUUCGGGUGGCCUUCUGCCCACAUCGUUGCUUCGUGAUAUUCAUAGUCACCGGCAAACGAGAGAUAUUGCACCCUUGAUAUCCACCAAGAUCGAUGGCAGACCGCUGCAAUAUGAAGCCGAUCGAUUCUAUAACUUUCAUGUCAAUGAGCACGAGAAUUUCCGGAGUUUUGGCUCCACAUCCUCUGCUUCAACGACGCCGGAAUAUGAGACGAAUUCCGGCUUUCAGGAGGAACCGUCGCAGGACGACGAUGCCUUUGUUGGCUAUAAGGAUGUAAGGGUGCUGGGAUCCUCGGGUAAAGGAUCUGCCAACUCCACCAUCAGAUCCGCCAAGGGAACAGUGAGGGGUGUCAAGAAUCGUGUGCGCAAUGGAGUAGCCACAUUCUUGCAACUGCAACAGCCCAAUGUCAAGAACUACUUGGAAAAGGACAUGGGCAAGGUGGUUUUGUACACCACCAGCAUGGGUAUCAUCAGGGAAACGUAUGCCAAGUGUGCCAAUGUCAAGCAGAUCUUGCGCACUCUCCUAAUUAAAUUCGAGGAACGGGAUGUCUUUAUGAGCCUUGAAUAUCAGCAGGAGAUGAGGGAAAGGAUGCACGACGAGGCCAUCAGUGUGCCUCAACUCUUUGUUGAAGGCCAGCAUAUUGGGGAUGCCGAUGUUGUGGAAAGGCUGAAUGAAAGCGGUGAACUGCGACAAAUGCUCAAACCAUACAAGUCCAUUGCCACAGCCUAUACGUGCCAAAUGUGCGGAGGAUAUCGCCUGCUGCCAUGUCCUUCGUGCAGCGGCUCUAAAAAGUCCGUUCAUCGCAAUCACUUCACAGCCGAAUUUGUGGCUCUAAAGUGCAUGAAUUGCGAUGAAGUUGGCCUGGUCAAGUGCCCCAAUUGCUGAAGAAGGAAUUAUAUAGAUAGAUUCCCGAAGAACACAAAAACCCCCCUUAUUAUAUAUAUAUAUAAAUGUAUAUCUAUUUUUUUUUGUAUCUUUAUCUGAGAUGAGGAGAAGUUCUUUUUUUUGUCGUGCGCAAUUCUAGUAGUCGCUUAUUAUUAACAGUUGUGAUAUUUGAGAGCAGUUUUUGUGGUGGCCGGAAGUUAGGGGCCGAGAACGAAGCGAAACGAAACGGAAUGAAGUGAAAUGGAACGGAAAGACACACACAUACACACAAACGAUGAAACCUACAUAUGCAUAUGUGAA
Drosophila serrata is the source of this 2459-nucleotide messenger RNA. RefSeq names its product glutaredoxin domain-containing cysteine-rich protein CG12206. The record is from RefSeq and is a predicted model, not a curated record. Lineage: Eukaryota; Metazoa; Arthropoda; Insecta; Diptera; Drosophilidae. Gene Ontology annotation, biological process: sensory perception of sound.